Molecule: messenger RNA, 2873 nt
Organism: Anneissia japonica
Lineage: Eukaryota; Metazoa; Echinodermata; Crinoidea; Comatulida; Comatulidae
Exons: 3
Coding region: 475-1395 (306 amino acids)
Source: RefSeq, a predicted model, not a curated record
UACUUGUUUAGUACUUACGACGACUUACAUGUCGCAUAGACUGGCAUGGAACUUGAUAGGCUUGGAUAUAACACCGGAUAUGUGGAUGGCUAUUCUAACUAGUACAGUAUCACCCUUGAUCAAGUCAAGGCCGCUGUGUUGAAUAAUUUACCUUGCAAAAGAUAACAUAAAUCGACCGUUUAGUAGUAGAGCUCUGUCCAGCCGCUGCGGACAUGUUGCUUAGAUAUUUCAAAUGCGUUUAAAAAAUAGAAUCAGAGUUUUGACGAGAUCACAGUGUAAAAUAAUAAGGCAGAAGCAUACGCAGAGGCGUAUGAGAGGAAAUGCGGUAUACGUAAUUGAUAAAGCUUAUCGCAUGCUGUUGGAUAAACGGAAGGGCAAUGUAACAACAUCGACAUUCUGCGGACAAUAAUGAGACUAUUUCAUUUCUGAAACUGCCAACACCUUGGUCACAUCUUCCGUUGCUUAUAUCUUGCAAUGAUGCCUGAGAACAAUGCAAGUAUAGAUUAUACAUAUAUUGUGAUUGGACUGUCAUUAUUUGUUGGCUUUAUCAUCGUAUUUGGAAUAGUAUGCUAUUGUAACCGUCGAGUAGCCAGAAACAGGCGCGAAACCAACCAAACUGUUGAAGACGUGUCUGCGCACAGAAUUUCAGUUGAAGAUGAGAUCGGUUUAGAGAAAAGUGGCGAUGCGAUGGUAAUUAAAGAUGCUUCUGAUGAUGGACAAAGGAACGUAUACAGCGACGAACCAAACCAAGACCUUCAUGUAAAUUUCAAAGAAAAUCAAGAAACGACAUUAAACACAUUGGAGAGACAAAACAACUAUUUCAAAAUUGAUGAGAAUGAGUGUGAAGACGAAACUGACGAGGAAGGAUAUUAUGAAUCGGGUUUAUCGGACAAGGAGUGUGGGUACUCGACAAUAGAUGAAUUAUCUGCAGACGAUGAAUGUAGUGAAGAAGGUAUAUACCAUCGUAUAGACGAUGUUUAUUCGGUACAACAUAGCAGUAGCGAAAUGAGCGAAAGUGAUUCAGUUUACGCCGUUAUCAAAGACUUGUUUGAAUUAUCCCCUAAACCGAACUACUAUCUUUCUUUGUACGGAGGCUCAGAGGAUGAACAAUCUGAUUUAUCAGAUUAUCAUAGAAUAUCAUCUCUGAGUGAGGUUGAAAGUGAGGCCAGUUACACUACUAUUGAGGAGUGGGAACUACAUCAAUCCACAUCUAACAACCUUAGCGUGGAUGAAGCUGGCUAUCUCGUGAUAACUGGCUCUACAGACAACAUAGGCCUACAAAUAUCUGCAGAUGCCGAAACAAACUCUGAGAAAAAUCUAACCUCCUUAGAUAGGCCUAAUGAAGAAAAUAGCAUAGAUCAUAAUUUAUGCACGCAGAAUAACCAGACGGCAUGAGGAUCGCAAUGAAAAUCAUUACUUGUUAGUUCCGUUAAAAAAAGACAGAGUUAAUCCAAUUUCUUGCUUAGUUAAUCCAAUAUAUUGCUUAGUACAUCAUUUACACCACUUAAAUUAGUUGUAUUCACAUCCCCUUACACUCAGCAAUUAAAAGUUAAAUUUAUGUAAAUACUUCAUAAAUUACGUUAUUAUGCAAAACGAUGGGAAAUUUGUUUGAUCGCUGAGUGUAAGAGGAUGUGUAUACUAGUUUAAGUGGUGUAAAUGGUGUACUAAGCAAUAUAUCCGGUGAAAUUGGAUUAACUCUGUCUUUUUAUUAAAUGAAAUACAUGUUUUUAAAUAUUUAAAAGCUGAGGGGAAAGGGGCGUAGCUCCGUCUUUUCCCACAGUUUUAAAAAUAUUUUUCAACUGGAGCCUGGCUUUAAUACAAAUUAUAAACGUUAAAGAGGAGUAAUCCCAACUGCGACCUGCGACACAAAGCAACAAAUGAUAUAACAAAGUUAUAUCAUUAAUAUUUCCCACGACUAAAAUAGAUGAAACAAAAUAUUAAAAAGUUCAUGUUAUGUCAGAAGACGAACUACUUGAGAAGUAAGUACAACAGUUUGGACUUUGACUUUUGACUUAAUUAAGUAUACCACAACAUCAAUAAUAAAUAGCAAAUAACAAUGAUUUUCUUCAAAGUUAAUACAUACUUUAAAAUAGGGAAAAGGAUUAAAGUCGCGAUAAAAAUGCGAUGUUGUAAACCAUAGUAUACUAGGAUAGCCAAUGAAAGUUGUAUAAAACGACUUAUUUCCAAUGGGGUCCUUGUGAAACAAUAGUCAUAAAAUUAAAUUUGCAUAUCGCAUUGCAUAAAAUAGUAGAUUAAAAAGGCAUAUUAAAUGCCUUUUUAACGUAGGCCUAUUAUUUUAUGCAGUUUCGGACAUCGUUCAACGGUUAAUUUAUUAAUUUAUAUAUAAUUAGACCAUUUUCAAUAGAUUUACUGCUUUAUUUCAAAAAAUGAUGUUUGGAAGUUGAUAUUUGCUAAUUUAUGUAUGUUUUUAACAAAAAAUAUUAGGUGUACGUCCACAACUUUGAGACAAGUAUGUCCAUAACCAUGAGUGUACGUCCAUAACUAUAAGAAAAUUAACAUAAAACCUAUGUACUAUCAAUACAUGAGACUAGCUAAGUUAUAUUAGGAAGCUCCAAGUCUAUUGUAUACACAUAUUUUUAUUUAUUAUUUUAGACCUCACACUUCUCAGAGUUUUUAAAAAUGUUUAAUGUAUGUGUGAAAGUCAUUUUCUCUGCGUACGUCCAUAACCGGCUAUUUUUAGAACAUUACUAUUAAAUUAUAAAAGAUAGAGGGCUGAUAGUUGUCAUGGUAGUACUAGUUGGUAUACUUGAGAUUUCCAUAUCAAAAGUAACCCAAACCCAUUGGCCUGUAUUGAAGGCUUUGUUAAGUUCUCUGAAAUGUACGUCCAUAACUAUGGAACUGCCCAUAUAUAU